Pectinophora gossypiella (pink bollworm) is the source of this 1395-nucleotide messenger RNA. RefSeq names its product phosphatidylinositol N-acetylglucosaminyltransferase subunit H-like. Bases 73 to 681 code for a protein of 202 amino acids. The record is from RefSeq and is a predicted model, not a curated record. Gene Ontology annotation, cellular component: glycosylphosphatidylinositol-N-acetylglucosaminyltransferase (GPI-GnT) complex. Lineage: Eukaryota; Metazoa; Arthropoda; Insecta; Lepidoptera; Gelechiidae. The transcript is spliced from 4 exons. Gene Ontology annotation, biological process: GPI anchor biosynthetic process.
UGUGCAGAUUUGGUGCAGAUAAUUAAAUUUUAGCAAAUUAACUUCAUUUUAUCACUGAAAAGGUGUAUCAAAAUGCUAAAAAAUGACGAAACCUUUGAAUUUGAAAACGUUAACGGUGUUGCUUUGUGUUUAAAAAUGGAUUCGAGGAAAGGUUCACCAAAAUCGAAACAUUUUACUAUAUCUUACAAAAACAAGGAAAAGAAAUCUCCCUGGCCGAAAAUAUCGCUACUAUUUGCAGUAUUGUUUAAUAUUGUAGCUCUCAGUUAUGUACGAAUAAGUAUAACUGCGAUAUCUGUGAUAGUAAUUGUGUUAUCAUUUUUACUAUUCUUUUGGAUUACGCACAGUGUUCAGUCAGAGAGCCUGCUAGUGAUUCCUACAGUGGGAAUACAAAGUUCUGUAAAAUAUGUUUAUGGCCGGGAAGACCACUUUGUGCCUUGGUCUAGUAUCGAUGAUGUAAUCAUUAAUGAAGUCCUCAAACUGAAUCGUGUGCUGUACUUCCUAACUGUGUUGGUGAAGUCUAGUGGACAAGCAAAUGAUAAUGAGAAUGUUAGACUCAUUCCACUAUUUAAGUAUACGAAACCAAGACUAGUGAUGCUGGAGAAGAUAUAUUCAGAACUCCAGACACUCUUGGUGGAAACCCGAAUGGAAGGACCAGCGAUGGGUUCCGGAGACACCGGUUGAUAGUCCUUGUUGUAACCUUCUUGGUUUGUUGACUGUUCCACCUUUGAUUAACCAAAGAAUCUUAGACUUUAGGUUGAUAGUACCUAAUUAGUUGUUUAUUUAUUAAUCAGUGACAUAUUAGUAAUUUAGUAUAACCAUGACACCUCAAAAUAAUUUAUGUUGUUUGCUAUACACAAACAGAUUUUCCAGUCUUCAUUUUGAGUUAUACCCGUCAUUUUCUUAUCCGCUGAAAAGGAAAGGGAUGGAUGAUUGACAAUUGUUAAUUUUAAAUGAAUGAAUAACCCGGGCGAAUAAAAUAGGCAUCUCGCUGAUAUGAUGCACCCCGUUUGAUGUGUGCUGUCAACUUAAUUCUGUCGGGUUAUUGGCCAAUAUAAAAUUUUGGGAGGAAUUUUUAAAUUUCUGCCUAAAAUUGAUGUGUUCCAUAAAUUUCAUGCCUGUCGAUUAACUGUCCUUUUCUUUUUCGGCGGAUAAGAAAAUGACAGGUGUAAUUUAAAAUAAAAACAGUUGGUGUCUACAAAAGUUAGCACCAUUGUUAUUACAAAACAAAGACUAAAAGUUAAACUAGGUUUAAAAUACAGUCUGGGUCACGAAAGAAGUCCCGCGACCGCGGUGCUAAUGUCGCAGAUUCUGCAUAGAAUGAAGGUCUUCCCAGGCUGUUCGUCAAAAUCAAUAUAGAUGGCGCUGUACAGCUUUCUCUUCGUUUAACCUUAAAUU